Molecule: messenger RNA, 2526 nt
Organism: Psammomys obesus (fat sand rat)
Lineage: Eukaryota; Metazoa; Chordata; Mammalia; Rodentia; Muridae
Gene: Parvg
Product: parvin gamma
Exons: 14
Coding region: 209-1204 (331 amino acids)
Biological process (GO): substrate adhesion-dependent cell spreading; establishment or maintenance of cell polarity; cell projection assembly
Cellular component (GO): actin cytoskeleton; cytoplasm; focal adhesion
Molecular function (GO): actin binding
Source: RefSeq, a predicted model, not a curated record
AGAGGAAGUGAGCAGAAGCCCUGCCUUCCACCUCCAGACCGGAACCUGUCUCUGCUGGGAACCUGGCCGCCCUCUGAGCUAGUAGGCUCCGUUUCCUGGUGUGAAAAGAAGCAGCCGCCCAGGACCAGCCCACGGGAUGGUGCUUUCCUUGUUAUGACGAGGUAAUCUAGGCCCAGAGCCUUGCCUGUCAGGGAAGGCAAGGGAGAAGAUGGAGUCGGAGCCCAUCUACAACCUGCUGCAGCUCCCAAAGGAGGUGGCUCAGCCCACGGAGGAGGAGCUCCCACGAGGAGGAAAGAAGAAAUACCUGUCCCCCAUUUCCCGGAGGGACCCCAAGUUUGAAGAACUGCAGAAGGUGCUGAUGGAAUGGAUCAACACCACACUCUUGCCAGAGCACAUUGUGGUCCGCAGCCUGGAGGAGGACAUGUUUGAUGGGCUCAUUCUGCAUCACCUGUUCCAGAAGCUGUCAGCUGUCAAGCUCGAAGUGGAGGAAAUCUCUCUGACCUCAGCCAGCCAGAAGCGCAAGCUGGGAGUCAUCCUGGAGGCCAUCAACCGGAGCCUGCAGGUUGAAGAGCAGCAGGCCAAGUGGAGUGUGGAGACCAUCUUCAACAAGGACCUGCUGGCCACCUUACAUCUCCUGGUGGCCCUGGCCAAACGCUUCCAGCCGGACCUGCCCCUCCCAUCCAACGUGCAGGUGGAAGUCAUUCACGUUGAGAGUACCAAGACAGGCCUGAAGUCAGACAAGCUGGUGGAGCAGCUCACAGAGUAUAACUCACACAAGGAGCAGCCUUCACAGGACGCCUUUGAUGAAUUAUUUAAGCUGGCUCCAGAGAAAGUGCAUGCCGUCAAAGAGGCCAUCGUGAGCUUUGUCAACCAGAAGCUGGAGGGCCUGGGCCUGUCUGUGCAGAGUCUGGACACCCAGUUUGCAGAUGGAGUCAUCCUGCUCCUGCUGAUUGGACAGCUGGAAGGCUUCUUCUUGCAUCUGAAGGAAUUCUAUCUCACUCCCAGCUCUCCCACAGAAAUGCUGCACAACGUCACCCUAGCCUUGGAACUGCUCAAGGAUGAAGGCCUUCUCAGCCACCCUGUCAACCCUGAAGAUAUUGUGAACAAGGAUCCCAAGAGCACACUGCGGAUACUCUACAGCCUAUUCCAGAAGCAUGCGUUGAGGGCAGAGGGCGACAGGGCACGCCAUGGUACCCCAAACUAGCCACCUCUGCCUCCCCACGCCAUUUCUCAGGACCUGCCACGUUUGGAGGACCCAGCAGUCCCAUUUCCUUGUUGCUGUGGGUUGGUCACCAUGCUUCCUUCUCACAUCUGUCCUGCUUACAAAUGGGCUAAUACCUUUGACCUCACCAGAUGGGGAACUGUUUUGAUCCCAUCUCUGCUUUGCUCAGUUUAGUUUGACAGAAUUGUAUUUCUGUGGGGAAGGGGGUCUCUGAGUGCCUGUGGAGUCCUGGCUGAGCCUUUAACUCUGGUGUAAGUUAAUGGCCGCCCAGCCCCCACAAACAUGGCCUCCCCAGUCAGAGGCUCUUUGGCAUCAAGGCUGACGGCCUCUGGCCACAGCCUCAGUGUAGUCAGUUCCUGUCAGUCUUCCUCCUACUUGGGGCAAUUAGCUCAGGAUUGCCAAAGACCGGAGCCCCCCAUGAGAGGAGAAAUGAAUUCAGUUUCUUGUCAGAGGACCCUGGCCAGGCUAUCCCUACAACUGCAGCCCUGAGCUUUACCCUGAGCCCCAGAAAAGAGAGCCUGUAGUUGGUUCUUGGGUUCAAGUUAUUUGCUGGUCUGUCUCCAGACAGCCAUGAGAAUUCUGUCCCGUGAGACUUAGUGUCUUCUGCAAAGAGAGAGAAACAGCUGAAGAAUUGAGCUGGGUCCAUCCAGGCUGGAGGAGAAGCUGGAGGCAGCGGCGGGGGAGAUGCAAAGCAUAGGGGCUACAGAGAGAGAGGGGUGUAGUGACUCAGUGGUUCAGGGAUGUGGAGAGGCCAGGCCAGCUGUCACUCCUCCGGACUUUUCCCUGAGUGCCUAGCUCCAGUCCCCUGGGAUUCCCCAGUCUUCUAUGUUUGGGGGUGUACAGUCAAACACUUUUGCCUUGAGGGGACUUUGGAGCAGAGUCUGGUCAGGACAGGCCAGCUCUACCAGGACAGUGGGUGGAGCUGGGUGACCUGGGGCUCCUGUGUCUGAUGUGAGGAGGCCAGAGGCCUCUCUACCCAGCUCCAGUCCACCUGUCCCUUUGCCUGCUCUGUAGGCCACUCAUAAGUCCUAGAGGGUCCCAUCACAUAUCUCCUCUGUCCUGCUGCCCCUGAGACAUGUCCCUCUCCCGUUGUUGGGGCAUCCUCACAGAAGCAAGGAGGGGGUGGGGCAGCUGCCUCUACCUGCUCUUGGCUCCCUCCCUCCUGCUUCCUAGCCUAUUUGCCCAUCUGGCUCCCCAAUGUCCUCACUUCAUGCCCUUACCUCCUGUCUGAUAGCAAAUUGAAAUCAUAAUGAGAAUCGUUUUUGUAACUUUAUUGAGGAAUAAAUAACAUUUCCCAGCUUAAA